UAUACAGAAUAGAAAGUGACGUCGUUUACAUCGGACCACUGAAGCUUGCAAUUUCAGUGCUCGUAGCGUACCCGUUGAAACUAUUCGGAAGGGAGCGAAGAGUUUUGGUUCGAGCAAAAGCGAGAGCAACCAUCAGUCGGGGAAACAGAGGAAAAUGGCUGGAAGACUUAGCACCGUAGCAUCACGGAUCAUGGGCGGAAACGGCGUAGUCAGCCGCUCCGUCGCUUCUUCUCUUCGUCUCCGCUCUGGCAUGGGGCUUCCUGUCGGCAAACACAUCGUUCCUGACAAGCCCCUCCCAGUAAACGAUGAGCUGGUUUGGGACAAUGGGACUGCGUUUCCCGAGCCUUGCAUAGAUCGUAUUGCUGAUACUGUAGGAAAGUAUGAAGCGUUGGCUUGGCUCUGUGGCGGUUUAGGGUUCUUUGCUAGUCUGGGGCUGUUGGCUGUAUGGAACGAUAGGGCAUCGAAGGUUCCAUUUACACCAAGAGUCUAUCCAUAUGACAACCUCCGAGUGGAGCUUGGGGGAGAGCCAUAGCUGGAUCAUUUGCUUUUAUCCCGCUCUGCCAUCUGUUUGCUUUUUGCAAUGUGGAACUGUUAGAAAUAAAGGAUCUUGUUUACCAUCACUGUAAUUAAUAUCUUCUGAUAAAUGGUAUAGCGUUUUUAUGCUUAAAGAACUGUUCAAAGAUUCUCAUGACAAAAUCAUGUGCCAACUUUCUUGUCUUUAUCACAUUCUCGUUUGUACGGGUCUAUGUUAUGCCAAUUUUGGCUCAAGCAAUGGUGAGAUGCUGAACAUUGUCUACGCAA
Molecule: messenger RNA, 801 nt
Organism: Carica papaya (papaya)
Lineage: Eukaryota; Viridiplantae; Streptophyta; Magnoliopsida; Brassicales; Caricaceae
Product: NADH dehydrogenase ubiquinone 1 beta subcomplex subunit
Source: RefSeq, a predicted model, not a curated record